Closterium sp. NIES-65 is the source of this 462-nucleotide messenger RNA. Lineage: Eukaryota; Viridiplantae; Streptophyta; Zygnematophyceae; Desmidiales; Closteriaceae. The record is from the annotation of a GenBank genome assembly.
AUGACCGUCUGCCUCGACCAACUCUCCCAGCAUCUCCUCCUUGCGUCUCACUCUGACUAUCACUGCUCACGCAAACGAUCCCCUCUUCCCACCCCGUCCCAAGCCACUUCCUACCUCCACCCCCAAGGCUCAACCAUCCCCCACGUCCCAUGCCCCACCAAGCGCCCCCAGUCCCAAACCAAGGCAGGCCAAGCUGCUCCCUCGUCCUCCAUGGUGCAGCUUGACCAACCUCUCCCUAGUUGCCUCCUCUUUCCUCCCCUUCUGCUCCCUUACCCCCACACCAUCCCCCCUUCCCAAGUAACCCCAGGCCCCCCUACUCCUCCCAAACAGGCCAAGCCGCACGCCCUCCUGGGUGCAGCUUGGCCAGCCUCUCCCACUAGACCUGCUCUCAUCUGCAGCUUGGCCAGCCUCUCCCCACUAGCCCUGCUCUCAUCUGCAGCUUGGACAGCCUCUCCCUGCUAG